Acaulospora colombiana is the source of this 687-nucleotide messenger RNA. Lineage: Eukaryota; Fungi; Glomeromycota; Glomeromycetes; Diversisporales; Acaulosporaceae. The record is from the annotation of a GenBank genome assembly.
AUGAAAGUAAAAUUCUUCUUGCUAAUUGUGUUCAUAUUUGCCUUGGCAAACAAUGUUGCCGGUGAUGAUAGCAGUAAUGGCAGUAAUAGCGAUACCACAAGUUCAAAUAACAUUAAACUUGGGUUUGGUCUCACCGCCAUGGCAGUAGGCGCCUCCGCGUUAGGUUCCUUUAUACCAUUCCUUGACCUCCUGUUUCCAUAUAUUCCCGGAUUAAGAGAUUUUCGCAUUACACAUUCGAAAGGCUUUCUCGCAAGCUCACUCUCGUUUGCCGCAGGGGUGCUAACGUUUCUCACAAUAGAUGACAUUUACUCGACCGCAAUUAGCGAGUUUGGCACCACAAAUAUUAACCCAAACUACACUACUCUCGUAGUUACUGCGAUAUUUUCCGCGACAAUAGUGUUACUUAUUCUCGGUAGGAAGGUUCUCGAUCGUAUUCAAUGGAAAUCCCAGGAGCCCGAAGUCUCUAGCACAAACACCGAUGAAGAAAUGAAUAUUGGUGGCAAAAAAGAAGACGAGACACAACCUACGGUUAUACCUCAGGAUGUCAUUCCACUCCGAAACUUGGGCUUUCAAGUUGCAAUUGCCCUGGCUCUUCAUAAUAUUCCAGAAGGAUUCACCAAUUUUGUGACUGUUGUUACCAAUCCCCAAGUUGGAGUUUUGUUUGCAAUCGCACUCGCACUUCAGUAA